CGUCUGCUCUCCGCUUUCAUUCGACUGUUCAGUCUUAUUGUCGUCAGAGGCCAUUCCUAAUUUUUUUUUGAUUCGGCAUAUUAUCUCAAAGGAAUGCCAUAUUUUCUUAAUAGAGAUAAAACAGCAACAACCAUCGUCUGUCAAAUAGAGCUAGAAUAGUUGUAUCCUGUUAUAAGAGAAUAACUACAGUUACUAUACUGAAGUUUUCUGAAGUUACAGCUCGCUAGCUAACGUUAUCGUUCGGGCUGGGUGUGGACUGUCAAUGGCGUGUGUAGAGACAUCAGAUGACAGGGUAGGAGAGGUCCUGCUGAAAAGAGUGAUGCAGGAGCAGCUGGAUGAGGUGUUGUCAUCACAGGUCCCGGUAGUGGUCUCCGCAGAAACCCAGGAAUUGGAGAGUGAGCAGGAGCAGAAGAUGGUGUUACAGCUGGCUGUGAUGAUACGUACCAUCGGAGACGCCUUCAAGGAGAACAGGGAGCUGGACGACAACAGUGUGAUAGAUGGAAUGGUGGGGCAAAUGACCAGCAAGACCAGCUACUGGAAUUUGGUAGAAAAGGUAUUUGAGGACGGUCAAAUCACCUGGGAGAGAAUUGCUGUGCUGUUCUACGUAGCAGGGAGGAUAGCUGUCAAGGUAGUGAUUGCUCACCUCCCCGAGUUAGUGAAGGACAUUCUGAAGUGGACUCUGGAGUACUUCAGAAGCAAAUUACUGGACUGGAUCCAGAAACAUGGAGGAUGGAUGAACAGUUUCGCUGCGCUGGCACGUGUACAGGUGGAGAGGAUAUCCUCUAUGAGCGCCCGGUCCUCAGGGCUCAUCCUGGUCUUCCUCGGAGGUGUCAUAAUAGGUAGUGUUAUCACCUGGAAACUGGCCAGGAGGACCUGACACACACACACAUACACAGUCCCACUCCGGUUCAAACGCAAUUGUUUGACAUGACAUGCAAACGUGUGGGCGUGCACACACACACACACAAAUACAUUUGUUUACCUAGUCUAUGUAUUAUUAGUUACCUACCUUCUGGUUUGCUCCGGAUAAAUAAGAUGACCAGAUGCUGCUGGAAGUGGUGUUGGAGAGCCAAUAGGAAACACUCUUUCCUCUGGUCUAAAACAAAAAUGUCCCAGUGCAAAGAUUGGGGACAUUGCCCUCUGUCGGGUGCCAUCUUUUGGGUGGGACGUUAAAACGGGUGUCCUGACUCUCUGUGGUUAAUAAAGAUCACAUGGCACUUAUCUUAAGAGUAGGGGUGUUAACCCCGGUGUCCUGGCUAAAUUCAUCUGGCCCUCAUACCAUCAUGGCCACCUAAUCAUACCCAGCUUCUAGUUGGCUCAUUAAUCCCUCUUCCCUGUAACUAUUCCCCAGAUCGUUGCUGUAAAUGAGAAUGUGUUCUCAGUCAAUUUACCUCAACUUAAAUAAAAUUAAACUCUUUUUUUAUCAGUGCCUUCAGAAAGUAUUCACACCCCUCAACUUUUUCCACAUUCUGUUGUUACAAAGUGGGAUUAAAAUGGAUUUAAUACUUUUUUUUUCAACACAAAAUACUGUAUUACAUCUCUGCACCUAGAAAAAGAGAGCCAUCUGUACUGCUAUUUUAGUUUUCAGUUAAUUUGAUUGAUUAUUCUCUAAUCAUUGAUUUCAUGUACUUAUCUCAGCAAUUUCAGGGUUUUCUGUAUAGUUAUCUAAUGUUGGUGUGGCAUAUUAUUCUGUUUUAAUGUUACCAAAUCUUCUUAAACACUACUGUUGCUCACAGAGUGAGUCCACGCAAUUUAUUUUGACUUGUUAAGCACAUUUUUACUCCUGAGCUUAUUUAGGCUUGCCAUAACAAAAGGGUUGAAUACUUAUUGAUUCAAGACAUUUUUAAUUCAUUUGUAAAAACAAAAUAUCUCAAAACAUAAUUCUCCUUUGACACAAAAUCUCAAUGUAAUCCAUUUAAAAUUCAGGCUGUAACAUAAAGGGAUGUGAAUACGUUCUGAGGGCACUGUAUAUAUUAACCUACAGUCAUGAAACCAAAGUGUUGGGGCAGAGCUCAGUACAUUUUGUGUCACUACCCUUACGGAAAAAACAUGAAUUUCACGUUUUUAAUGUGAUCUUUAUGGGAAGUUAAUAUGACAACAUGUAAAAGCAACAUGUGAUAAUAUGAAAUUGCACAUUUGCAACAUUUCAACAUGUGAUACCAUGAAACUACACCUCACAACAUUUGAAAGUUUUUCACAGUCAAAAUUUGAUUUUCACAUGUGAAACUGCAAUUCACAUGUGUGGUGAAAACAUGUUAUUCUCACAUGUGAAAGGUGGUGUUAACAUGUGAACUCUGUAUUGAAUACAUGUGAACAACUGUCCUCGCAUGUGUCUCUUUUGUUUUCAAAGGUGAAAACUGCAAAUAAAAUAAAACUGUAUGUCAUCACAUGAAGUGUUCCAAAACCACAUGGUUUCAAAUGUUACAAAUGUUAAAAUGUUACAUGUGGAAAUUUCACAUGUGAAAUCAUGUUGUUUUUCCUAUAAGGGUAUAGCAUCAUGUUUGUUGGUAUCCUGCUAGACAAGGGUAUCUGUGCCUGAAAUGAGAAACCAGUGUAAGCCUAACAGACAGACAAUCAUGUUAUGUGAUUGUUUUUUUUACAGAAAGGUCAUAUUAUUUUUCAAUACAAUAUUUUACAGAAAUAACACAUGAAUACCGAUUUGAUAUUUUUGAAGUUUAUAAAAAUGUAUGAAACAUGUAUUUUGAAUAAAAAACAUUUGGGAUGUUUGACUUGAAUGUAAUGUAUUAAAUGUGCCAUUUUAUUAGGAUAAACAAAAUAAAUAUGAGUUGACGGUG
Molecule: messenger RNA, 2795 nt
Organism: Oncorhynchus nerka (sockeye salmon)
Lineage: Eukaryota; Metazoa; Chordata; Actinopteri; Salmoniformes; Salmonidae
Product: apoptosis regulator BAX-like
Exons: 6
Coding region: 263-877 (204 amino acids)
Biological process (GO): positive regulation of apoptotic process; intrinsic apoptotic signaling pathway in response to DNA damage; mitochondrial fusion
Cellular component (GO): mitochondrial outer membrane
Molecular function (GO): protein heterodimerization activity; channel activity; protein homodimerization activity
Source: RefSeq, a predicted model, not a curated record